AGCCGAAGUCAUGGACGUAGAUGCUGAAAGAGAGAAGAUAACACAGGAGAUCAAGGAGCUGGAGAGGAUCUUGGACCCCAGCUCCUCGGGCACGCGCAUGGGAAUCUCAGAGUCAAGUUUUGAGUCAGAUUCUGAAGCAGGGACUACAGAGGCUGAGGCAAGAGGAUUGUUCAAUCCAGGAGUUCGUGUCCAGCCUGGAUGUGACGCAGCAAGAGCCUGUCUCUAAAAAUAAUAAUGAUGAUAAAAUGAUGGCUGGUGCUGCUUGGACCAGGCCCAAAUUUUUACCAACACUGGUGUCUGCCAGCCAGAGAGCUUCUGACAGUUUUACCAACACUGGUAUCUCCAGCCAGAGAGCUUCUGACAGUUCCUUCUUUGCUGGCCCCUGAACCUGCUGGCUGUGUGUGUACUGUGGGCUCUAGGCCUCCCAGGGUCUGGCACUGGCUGCCUCGGCCCUGUGCGGGGCUUCUGGAGUGGACCAUCCUGGGAGGAGAGGGCGGGCCUGGAGCUCACCCAACGGCAGCAUGGACAGUCCAUGCCUGGAUGGUCACCACAGCUCACACCCCCAGGAUCUCUUCUCCUCUCAGCCUCCCCUCCCCACCUGACCCCACCCCACAGCCUCCCCUCCCACAGCCUGCCCUCCCAACCUGCUCCCCUCCCGACAUGUUCCCCUUUAUGGUCCCUUUGGCUUUUGAGCCUUCCCCCAACCCCACCAGCUGCUGCCUUGCUGGGAGAUCUCCCAGCCUUGCUGCCCCCUCUCCCCAGACCCAGGGCCUGCCUCUGAGGCAACCUGCUGUCUUUCUCCUGUGGUCAGGGCUUCUGUGUCCAUGCCUCCCCUCUGACUGGCUGAGCUCCAGAAGGACAGGCCCAUUUUCCACUAAAGCUUCCCCGUCUGUCUCUUCAGUGCAAAACAGCCUGUGCCAUCCAGUGAGCCCUGUGUAGCAUUGUCCCAUGUGCCUGGGGCUCCCCAGCAUGCAGUCAGAGUCUUCUCUGUCUGGCUGACCCCGCCUUGGUCCAGUGCCCACCCCACUGUAGGGGAGGGAAGGUCCACUCACUGCAAGCUUCAGCCUGAGGCUCUCGUCACCAGACGGCCCCAGGCCCAUCCUCCUCUGCCCUGCCCAAGAGGCAGUGGUGAGCUGCACCCCACCCCAACCCAAUGCUGGUCCCACACUGUGUUGCUUGUAUUUCUGACAGAUUCGCUGCCUUCUGAGGACCUGGACGCUGCUGAUGCCCUCAUCUCGGAAGAAGAAAGGUGGGGUGAAGCCAGCAAUGAUGAGGGCGACCCCAAGGAUAAGACCCUCCCCGAAGACCCAGAGACCUGCCUGCAGCUGAACAUGGUCUACCAGGAGGUCAUCCAGGAGAAACUGGCUGAUGCCAACCUGCUGCUGGCCCAGAACCGGGAGCAGCAGGAGGAACUCAUGAGGGAUCUGGCUGGGUCCAAAGGCACCAAGGUGAAGGAUGGCAAGAGCCUGCCCCCAAGCACAUACAUGGGGCACUUCAUGAAGCCGUAUUUCAAGGACAAGGUUACCGGCGUGGGGCCCCCUGCCAACGAAGACACGCGGGAGAAGGCUGCCCAGGGUAUCAAGGCUUUCGAGGAGCUCCUCGUGACCAAAUGGAAGAACUGGGAAAAGGCCUUGCUCCGAAAGUCAGUAGUGAGUGACCGCCUGCAACGAUUGCUUCAGCCCAAGUUACUGAAGCUCGAGUACUUGCACCAGAAGCAGAGCAAAGUCUCCAGUGAGCCAGAGAGGCAGGCCCUGGAGAAGCAGGCCAGGGAGGCCGAGAAGGAGAUCCAGGACAUUAACCAGCUUCCUGAAGAGGCUUUGCUGGGAAACAGGCUGGAUAGCCACGACUGGGAGAAGAUUUCCAAUAUGAAUUUUGAAGGCAGCCGCAGCGCAGAGGAGAUCCAGAAGUUCUGGCAGAACUCGGAGCACCCCAGCAUCAACAAGCAGGAGUGGAGCAGGGAGGAGCUGGAGCGGCUGCAGGCGAUCGCGGCUACACAUGGCCACCUGGAGUGGCAGAGGAUUGCAGAGGAGCUGGGGACCAGCCGCAGCGCCUUUCAGUGCCUCCAGAAAUUCCAGCAGCACAACAAAACCCUGAAACGCAAGGAGUGGACGGAAGAGGAGGACCGCAUGCUCACACAGCUGGUGCAGGAGAUGCGUGUUGGCAGCCACAUCCCCUACCGCAGAAUUGUCUACUAUAUGGAAGGGAGGGACUCCAUGCAGCUGAUCUAUAGGUGGACCAAGAGCUUGGAUCCUGCCCUGAAGAAGGGGUGUUGGGCCCCAGACGAAGAUGCUAAGUUGCUUCAAGCUGUUGCCAAAUAUGGGGAGCAGGAUUGGUUUAAAAUCCGGGAAGAGGUGCCAGGUAGGAGCGAUGCCCAGUGCCGAGAUCGGUAUCUCAGGAGAUUACAUUUCAGUCUGAAAAAGGGGCGGUGGAAUUUAAAAGAAGAGGAACAGUUAAUUGAAUUAAUAGAAAAAUACGGUGUUGGGCCCAUGGCGAGUCUCCUGGGGAACAGCGAGUUCGUCUUGGGGACGAAUCUUUGGAUGACACCAUUUCCAUGGGGUUUGGCCUUUGUAGGUCACUGGGCAAAAAUAGCUUCUGAGCUGCCCCAUCGGUCCGGCUCCCAGUGUCUGAGCAAGUGGAAGAUCAUGAUGGGGAAGAAACAGGGUCUCCAGAGGCGGCGUCGGAAGGUCCAUCACAGGGUCCGCUGGAGCUCUAGCAGCAGCAGCAGCGGCGGCAGCAGAGGCGGCAGCAGAGGGGGCAGCAGCAGCAGCAACAGCAGUAGCAGCAGUGACGAGGAGGAGCCGGAGCAGGCGCAGGCCGGGGAGGAUGGCCGAGCGCUGCUGUCCCCACAAUACGUGGUCCCGGACAUGGAUCUGUGGGUUCCUGCCAGGCAGAGCACCAGAGGGGCAGGGGGCUGGCUGGGAUGCCCCACUGCCUCCCCCUGCCCUCUCAAGGGGUCCAGUGCCAGCCAAGAUGGCAGCAAGGAAGCUUCUGCCACACCCACGGCUCCUGGAGAGGAGAGGAGCCCAGCACAGGCCCCUGCCAGGGCCCACAGCCCCAUCCCGAGAGCUGCCCAGGCCUCCCACUUGGCAGACACUCGACCAGCGGGUGCAGAGCAGCAGGCCUCCGAGUGUGGGAGGCGUCUGCUGACGGUGCCCAUGGAGACCGUGCUGAGGGUGCUCAGGGCCAACACAGCUGUUCCGAGCUGCACACAGAAAGAGCAGCUGAGGCAGCCACCCCUGCUCAGCUCAUCCCCAGAGGUCAGCCCUGGUGACAUCGUGGCCCGGUCCCAUGUGCGGUGGCUGCGGCACAGAGCCGCCCAGAGUGGACAGCGGCGCUGGAGACAGGCUCUGCACCGGAGGCUCCUGGACCGCAGGCUACUCCUGGCUGUGACCCCCUGGGUGGGGGAUAUUGUCCUGCCCUGCACACAGGCUCCCCAGAGACCUGCCACAGUGCAGACUAGAGCGGAUGGCCUCAGGGAGCAGCUGCAGCAGGCCCGCCUGACCAGCACCCCUGUGUUUACCCUGUUCACUCAGUUAUUCCAGAUCGACACUGCCGGCUGCUUGGAGGUGGUCCGAGAGAGGAAGGCCCUGCCGCCCAGGUUGCCCCAGGCUGGUGCUCGGGACCCACCACUGCAUCUUCCGCAGGCCUCUUCAAGUGCCCACAGCACCCCAGGCCGCCCCUUCCCAAACGUGCUGGCUCAAGAAGCCUCAAAGAGCACCAGCCACAAAGGGAGCCGGAGACAGGCAUCCAGCCGGGCAGAGUGCACCCUGCCCCAGGUGUCCCCACUGGCUCCAACCGGCCCCCGGCCCAAGCCCAAGACUGUGUCAGAGCUACUUCAGGAGAAGCGGCUUCAGGAGGCCCGUGCCAGGGAGGCUGCCCAGGGCCCGGUGGUGCUGCCGUCCCAGCUGCUGGUCUCCUCGCCUGUGGUCCUCCAGCCCCCUCUACCACACGCCCCGCACUGCCGCCCAGCUCCCGGGCCCUCCAUCUUAAAUGCACCACUCUCUGGGCCUGGGACCCCCGCAGCAGCGAGGCCUGGCACUUCUGGCUUCCGGCAGGAGGUUGGGACUUCAGCCACGGACGAGAGACUCUCCACCCUGCAAGCCCUGCCCCUCACGCCUGCCUUCACGGGGGCCGAGGGCACAGCCCCUGCUGCUUUUAGAGCCUCUUCCCUGGGCCCCGGCCAGGUCUCUGUGAGCUGCCCCGGGAGCGGUCUUGGACAGUCUCAGGCCCCCGCUGCAUCCCGGAAGCAAGGCCUGCCUGAGGCACCGCCCUUCCUCCCUGCAGCCCCCAGCCCCACCCCACCGCCCAUCCAGCCCCUCAGCCUGACGCACGUAGGAGGACCAGGUGUGGUGGCCAGUGUCCCCCUGCCUGUCACCUGGGUGCUCACAGCCCAGGGGCUUCUCCCCGUUCCUGUGCCAGCUGUGGUGGGCCUUCCCAGGCCCGUAGGGACCCCUGGCCCCACAGGGCUGCUGGCCACUCUGCUGCCUCCCCUGACUGAGGCUCAGACAGCCCAGGACCCCAGGGCUGUGGCCAAUAUGAACGUGGAACCAAAGCCUUCCUGCAGGACAGAUUCACCAGCCCCUCCCACACAGGCCCCCUUCCAAAGUCCUGCAGAAGUGGAUGGCAGUGUGGCCUUUGUCUCUGGAGAGGCCCAGGUGGCCAGGGAGAUACCUGCACCCAUGACAUCCACCCAGACUGACCCCCCUGAAGCAGAACUCCCCUGGCCCAGGAGGCUGCCAGACUUUGGUGGUGCCAUCCCAGCAAGUGAGCCAGCAGGGACACCAGGGUCCCCCUCAGGGACACAGGAGCCCAGGGGUCCUCUGGGCCAUGAGAGACCACCCCUGCCACAGCCUGGGCCUGAGAAGGGGGUCCUGGACCUGGGCCUGUUGUCCCAGGAGGGCGAGACGGCCACACAGGAGUGGCUGGGGGGUCAGCGGGGGGUGCAUGUGCCUCCCCUGGUGAGCAGACUGCCCUACCAGCCCCCAGCCCUGUGCAGCCUGCGAGCACUGGCCAGUCUCCUGCUCCAAAAGAAAGCCCUGGAGCACAAGGCUGCCUCCCUGGUGGGCCUCCCGGCUGGGGUCAAAACUGAACAACCAACAGGAGCGAUGCAGACCUCACGGGGGCUGGUGCGGGGGCAGCUCCAGGACAACCCCGCCUACCUCCUGCUUCGGGCACGGUUCCUGGCAGCCUUCACCCUCCCUGCACUCCUGGCCACUCUGGCCCCCCAUGGCAUCCGCACCACCCUCUCAGCAGCUUCAAGGGUGGGCUCGGAGAGUGAGGAAGAAGACCUGAGCGAGCUAGAGCUCGAAGACAGGGCCAGGCAGCUGGGUCCUGUGGUGGCCACACAGCCCGUUCAGGGAGCCCCAGACUCUGGCAAAUGCUCCGCCUCCCCUUGCCAGGGUGCUUCUGAUGACCUUGAUGUUGACGACCUUGAUGUGCUGAGAACCCGGCAUGCCAGGCACACCCGGAAGCGGAGGUGGCUGGUGUGAGCAGCAGGACAGAUACUCCCCAGAAACCCAUGACCCUGCUGGCGAGAGGCAGCCACAGGCCACGGAGCUGCUGGCCGCUGACCAACCAAGUCUGCGGGGAACGGGUGGCCCUGCAAACUGAACGUGUGGCUGGUCCCCAAGUGCACGUCUCAGCCCUGGGAGGAAUAAAGUUCUGUUUCUGACUGUA
Molecule: messenger RNA, 5676 nt
Organism: Callithrix jacchus (white-tufted-ear marmoset)
Lineage: Eukaryota; Metazoa; Chordata; Mammalia; Primates; Cebidae
Gene: SNAPC4
Product: small nuclear RNA activating complex polypeptide 4
Biological process (GO): snRNA transcription by RNA polymerase II; snRNA transcription by RNA polymerase III
Cellular component (GO): snRNA-activating protein complex
Molecular function (GO): RNA polymerase III type 3 promoter sequence-specific DNA binding; RNA polymerase II cis-regulatory region sequence-specific DNA binding
Source: RefSeq, a predicted model, not a curated record